Molecule: messenger RNA, 1200 nt
Organism: Lithohypha guttulata
Lineage: Eukaryota; Fungi; Ascomycota; Eurotiomycetes; Chaetothyriales; Trichomeriaceae
Exons: 2
Coding region: 1-1200 (399 amino acids)
Biological process (GO): NADPH regeneration
Cellular component (GO): cytoplasm
Molecular function (GO): oxidoreductase activity
Source: RefSeq, a predicted model, not a curated record
AUGGCGUCUCAACCACCGGCUGUGCUAAUGGUUGGCACCGGCGAAUAUACGACAGGAUAUGUUGCCAGUACCGGUGCAGCAAGCACUUCUGACAAGAAGAUUGGCGUGGUCGGCCUCACCAUGUUUGACCUGCGCCGUCGAGGUAAGGUUGGCGAUUUGAGCAUGGUCGGUGUAAGCGGCAAGAAAUAUCCUGCUAUUCGCGAGCACUUGCAAAAGAACAUUCAAAAUGUCUACAACAAUCUUGACGUAACAUUCUCGUCCUUCCCUUCAGACGACAAGACCGAUCCAGACGCAUACAAGGCUGCCAUAGAAGUUCUACCGAAAGCAACAAAACUGCUCAAGGAACAUUUACAUUUACUCGAAGAAGCGGAGAAACACAAUGUGCUUCUUUACGUUGAACACCACAAGCGAUAUGAUCCAGCAUACACAGACGCAAAGUUCAGGUCGAAGCAUCUGGGCGACUUCAAUUACUGGUACAGCUAUAUGUCACAACCAAAAUCUCAACUAAAGACAUUCGCUUCUUGGGCUGGAAAGGAGUCUGAUAUCUCAUACUACCUCAAUUCUCACCACAUAGACAUCUGCGAAUGGAUGGUACGUGAGCAUGGAUGGGUACCGAGGCUGGUACGAGCAAGUGGCAGUACUGGCAUAUCGGAGUCGCUCGGUUGCCAGGCCGGUACUGAAGAUACCAUUACUUUAAUGGUAGAUUGGGAGAACGAAAAACCAGAGCACAAAGGCAAGCGUGCAACUGGCGUCUAUACUGCUUCAUGGACAGCCCCACAGAACGCGGGCGUGCACUCACAGCAGCACUUCCACUACAUCGCUUCAAAUGGUGAAAUCAGCGUCAAUCAGGCUAAGCGCGGUUACGAUGUGGUCGCCGAUAACUAUCCCGAAGAGACUGCAGAGGCAAACACAGGCGUAAAAUGGUACAACCCAUUCUACAUGAGAUACGCACCAGACGAAGAAGGCAAUUUCGCUGGUCAGGCAGGAUACGGCUAUAUCAGCUUUGAAAAGUUCGUGGACUAUGCCAAGAAAAUCAAUGAUGGUUCCAUAACAUUGGAAGAGAUCGACAGGCGAGGUUUACCGACUGGCAGGAAUACUGUGCUCACGACUGCAAUCCUAGAAGCUGGUAGGAAGAGUCUAGACGAAGGUGGAAGAAGCAUUGAGAUUGUUGUGAAGGGAGAUACUGUUGAGCUGAAGUGA